AUGUCGGCUUCGGAAAAACAGCCUAUUCAAUCGUCGGACAACUCUGAGCAAGACAUACAGCCUUCACAGCAGCAGCAACGACACCUCUUCCACAAUGAUGUGCGUCCCGGACACUAUGCCGUGUUAAAAAAGUCACUGUUCAUGAUGCUCUUUUUGAGUGUCGGAGUGCUGGCUGUCUUUUCCGUCUUCUGGGGCGCCAUGUUCCGCAGAUCGGAGAGGGCUCAUAACCUACGGGUGGGGGUAAUCAACUGGGAUCAGGGGGUGGUCGGAGACUUGUUCAUGGACCAAGUGGGUGCUAGACCUCAAGAAAAGACUCUGGUAGCGCUGGAUUACAUUCCCUCAGACAUGUUCAGCACUAGGGAGCAGAUCGAAACUCUGGUGGUACAGCACAACUAUUGGGGAGUGCUGGUGGUGGAACAUAAUGCGACCGAGGACACCCAGGCGAUACUAAAUGGAGACAUGAAGGAGGCACACCAAAUAUCAUACUACUAUGCAUCAGGAAGACAGGAAACAAUUCAUUGGACCUACAUUCUUCCCCAGAUUCUAGAGUUUCAGGCCCAGUUUUUGGAGAAACAGGUCCCUCAUAUUCAACAGCUGCUGACGAGGAACUUCUCAGAUUUGCAGGUUGCAAACAUCAUCAGAAACAACAUCACAACACUGAAGUUUGCAAACUACGACAUCAGGCCAUUUACAGGAGGAGUAGCAUCGGCUAUAGACAAUGUGGGACUCAUCUAUCUCAUCAUUGUAUCAUUCCAACAAACAAUGAUGUGGAAUCUCAUCCACGCCAUAAUGAUCCCUUACAAGAUCGUCUUCUGGCAGAGAUUUCUGUACAGAUGCGCCGUCAACUGCGUCAGUAUGUUUAUUGUGUCGCUGUGCUUCUCGCUCGUGUCUCUGGCCUUCCAACAGGACUUUGAAGUCGCCUACGGAAAAGCAGGCUUCGUAGUCUACUGGCUCAUCAACUACCUGGCUAUGUUAGCACUAGGAGGAGCCACGGACAACAUUCAAAUCAUCUUCGUCAAGUACUUUCCCCCAAUCUUGCCUGUCUGGCUGCUCUUCUGGGUCAUUGUCAAUACUGCCACUGCCAUGUCUCCUCUGGAAGUGUCGCCUGGAGUGUACGCUUAUGGAAAAGCCAUGCCACUGUACAAUGCAUUGGAGGCCAUCCGAACGAUUCUGUUCAACGUCAAGUCUACAAUUGGCUUGAACGUCGGAGUACUGCUCAUCUGGAUAGUAGUGAACUGGUGCAUCUCGUUUGUGGGUCUGUGGAAUAAUGACCGCUUGGCAAAGGCGAACAACAAAAAGUGA
Messenger RNA from Yarrowia lipolytica CLIB122, 1302 nucleotides. RefSeq lists its product as uncharacterized. Gene Ontology annotation, cellular component: membrane. NCBI's taxonomy places the organism in Eukaryota, Fungi, Ascomycota, Dipodascomycetes, Dipodascales. The record is from RefSeq and is a predicted model, not a curated record.